This is a messenger RNA of Bombyx mandarina (wild silkworm), 471 nucleotides long. RefSeq names its product diuretic hormone class 2 (gene Dh31). Gene Ontology annotation, biological process: body fluid secretion. NCBI's taxonomy places the organism in Eukaryota, Metazoa, Arthropoda, Insecta, Lepidoptera, Bombycidae. Gene Ontology annotation, molecular function: diuretic hormone activity; G protein-coupled receptor binding. The record is from RefSeq and is a predicted model, not a curated record.
AUGACUGCGCCGGUGACGGCGCGCCCCUCCUCCGGGCGGGUCUUCCUUUUGGGGGCGGCAUCUCCUCCGCAGCAGAGGCCGCAUCGGAGACUACCAGAACCUUCUCCGGCGGGGCAUCUGCGCCAGAGGAUGACUAUCAACGACUACUACCGUGAUGAUGGCCAAUACGAUCCUGACGAGAUCAUUGAUAUGCUGGGCCGCCUUGGAAACCUCAUUCAGAUGGAACGCAAAAUGCAGAACUACAAGAAUGACAUUACUAGCGAGAAACGAGCUUUCGAUCUUGGUCUUGGCCGCGGUUAUUCUGGAGCUCUUCAAGCCAAGCACCUCAUGGGAUUGGCGGCUGCUAACUUCGCCGGCGGCCCCGGAAGGAGGCGACGAAACGCCCAAUAAACACAAGAACCUCACAAUUAUAAAUUCAAUGAUAUAAACACAUUUUUAUUAACAGUAUUAAACAAUUCGUUAAUAAUAUCC